AUGGAGAACCAAACCAAGGUGGGACAAUUCAUCUUGUUGGGCCUGAACAAUGUUUUGGAGCUCCAGUAUAUAGUCUUUGCAAUUUUUCUCCUGUUGUAUGUGGCCACAUUAGUGGGGAAUGGUACUAUUGUGAUUGUAGCUUUAGCUGAACCUCGCCUUCACAGCCCCAUGUACUUUUUCCUUGGAAAUCUUUCCUGCCUUGACAUCAUUCACUCCACAGUAACUGUUCCAAAGAUGCUGGCUGGAUUUCUAACAGAGCUGCAAACCAUCUCCUUCAAUGGCUACAUGGUCCAACUCUUCUUCUUCUACUUCAUGGGUGGUACUGAAGGCAUCCUCCUUGGAAUCAUGGCCUAUGACCGCUAUGUGGCAAUAUGCAACCCCUUGCGCUAUAAUCUCAUCAUGAGAAAAGAGAUCUAUGUUGUAAUGGUAGCAACUGCCUGGUCUACUGGCUUUUCUCAAGCUUUGAUGCAUGCAGUGAUGACUGCUCAUCUACCCUUCUGUGGACCAAAUCAAAUUGAACAUUUUGUCUGUGAUAUCAAGCCAUUGUUGAAACUGGCCUGUGGCAACACACACCUCAACCUCAUGAUCCUCAGUAUUGGGACCAGCUGUGUUGUUAUGGGCCCUUUUCUCAUCAUACUCCUCUCCUACAUCUAUAUUAUUAGUUUCCUUCUUUUAAAAGUUCAGUCCCGAAGUGGUUGGCAAAAAGCCCUCUCCACCUGUGGAUCCCACCUGACUGUGGUGGCUUUACUCUAUGUUCCUGUGUUGUUUAAUUCCAUGCUUCCUACAAUGGGUACCCCAUCACAACGAGAUGUGAUAAUAACUGUCCUUUAUAGUGCAAUUACCCCAGUUUUGAACCCACUUAUCUAUACAUUGAGAAAUCAGGAGGUUAAAAUAGCAAUAAAAAAGAAUUUUGGGAAAAAAAAUACAAUUUGGUGA
Messenger RNA from Python bivittatus (Burmese python), 936 nucleotides. The record is from RefSeq and is a predicted model, not a curated record. Lineage: Eukaryota; Metazoa; Chordata; Lepidosauria; Squamata; Pythonidae.